UCGCCACCCCCCGCCCUCGUCCCCCCAGCAGGCAGCACUCGAGCACAUCAGAGCAUGCCAUCAGCACCAGCAGUGACGGAGAGAGAGAGAGAGAGCAGCCGAGGCGCGGGGGUGACUGCACACAGGGUGGUGCGGUGCCACUCCGAAAGCCGUAAAUUCGCCCCAGCUUGUGCGCAGCACUUCUAUUCCUCCUGUUCACAGGACGAAUCAUGAUUCGACUUCGUCUUGUUGCGGUUGCGCUGACUCUCACGACCAAGGCACACACCUGCAGUGGCUUCAUCCCUGCUGCUGCUGCUGCUGCUGCUGCUGCUGUAUCCAGAAUACCGAGGCCGGUGUUUCGAAGUCCAGGGGCGAACAGUAAUGGUCGACAUGUGGGUGCCUGCUCUCCCCCUACUGAUCGGUUUCGACCGCCGCGAACGCUGAAGAAUGGAGCAGCCGACAGCAGCGAUGACAUCGAUCUCAGCUCCGCGAUGGCGAACGCGCGUGCGAACCUCGCGGCAGGCACGUCUCCGGGGGCGGGGCUUAACUCCGCGUUUGACCAAGCGGACGCCGCGUUUGCAGACCUAAUCGUAACGAGCGUUGACGACCAGGGGGUAACGCUGGACGAUGAGGAGGUGCAAGAGCUCGCUCAGUCAGGAAUGAUGGAUCAAGACAGCACGUCCAAGAAGAGCAAGGGCCUCUUUGGCGACAUGAAGGAUGUGUUCGGGGCACUGAGCGGCGGAGCUCACAUCGUCAAGCGUGACGACGGCACUUUGUGACGUCACGUCUCCACGUACACAUUGGGUUGUUUACCAUGGGAUUUUUGUUCGCCACCGCGGUUCUUUUACCAUGUUGUGGGGUCCGCCGCCGUGUUGUAUGGUACAUCUUGCGUAUGCGGGAUCCAGACAGUUGGCGUGACCUGCGCGUGUACUACUGUCCGAGCCACACCAUAUGCGCCAUAUUUUCGUCCCUUGCCCCUGUUUUUUCUUUCUCAGUUGUUGCGAAGAACACGCAGUAUUCUUGCAAAUGAGAACGGGGAAAUGCUUGGAGGUUGUCGUGGGCAGCCCGACGUACCCCCCGUCACUUGACGCAUGCGGCUUCUGUGUGUAGUGACGUAAAAUUCGAGCUUGAAGUCAAGGCAUUCACAUGCACCAACAGGGUACCGGGCGCCAACUUGAACUUCAUGGAUGCUAAGAGCCGUUUGAGAGGGAUGUGUCCCAGCCCGAGAUCGAUUGCCAUCCAACAAUGUUCACGUAACACAUGGGGGCACAACGUGCGCAAGGGAAACUGUACGAAGGGGGGCACUGCUUACCGCUCUCAGAGAUUGCUUACCACUGUACAAAAAAGCCCUCUCUGCCGGUGCACCAACGCCAAAGCUUUGUUCCGCGGUAUCUUGCGUGGUCAACCGGUUGAUGCGGUCUUCC
Messenger RNA from Ectocarpus sp. CCAP 1310/34, 1403 nucleotides. NCBI's taxonomy places the organism in Eukaryota, Phaeophyceae, Ectocarpales, Ectocarpaceae. The record is from the annotation of a GenBank genome assembly.